This is a messenger RNA of Gossypium raimondii (Peruvian cotton), 3596 nucleotides long. RefSeq names its product ethylene-overproduction protein 1. The coding region runs from base 314 to 3106 and encodes 930 amino acids. Gene Ontology annotation, molecular function: protein binding. Gene Ontology annotation, biological process: negative regulation of ethylene-activated signaling pathway. The record is from RefSeq and is a predicted model, not a curated record. The transcript is spliced from 4 exons. Lineage: Eukaryota; Viridiplantae; Streptophyta; Magnoliopsida; Malvales; Malvaceae.
CCUUCACUGUGAAAGAAAACAAAUUAUUUUCCAUCAAAAAGAGAGAGAAAAAAGCUUGUGAAGAAUCUAUGCCAUGAAAGGAAGAGAAUUGAAGCUCAAAGAUUGAAACUUUGUUGCAAAGUUUUGUUCUUUUCACCUCUGGUGCUUGAAGAAGGCAAAAAACAGAGAGGUAAAAAGGUAAAGCUUUCUUCUUUGUAUUUGUUUGUUGAUUCUUGAGUUAGAUUGGGAUACUUCAUAUUUCUAUGUCAAUAUAGAAGAUAUUGAAUUUAUUUGAAAAAAACAGUGAGCAUAUGGUGUAAUAGUGAAUUGAAAAAUGCGUGGUCUUAAGCUAAUAGAGAGUUUCAAAGGCACUCAAGUUCAUGCCUUGAAUCCACCAGAUACCACUGUUGUUAACUCUACUGGUUCUUCUUCCACAUCCAGUAAGCUCGGUAACCAUAGGGUUAAAUUUAUAGGGUCAAAACUGAAAUCCAAUAAGGCCCGCUCUGGUUCAGGAGCUAAAACAUUGCUUCCUUUCGGACUCCCUAGGACUGACCUUCUUGAACCACCGAUAGAACCUCACUUGAAAUCCAUCCAGUUGGUAGAAACCUUAUCCAACCUAUAUCGCCGGUUCGAGACUUGUUCAGAGUCGGAGAAAUCGUUGGUAUGCAUCGAGCAGUACUCGGUUUUGAGUUGCCUUGGUGAUCCCAAGUUACUUAGGAGGUGCCUCCGUGCUGCGAGGCAACAUGCCUUUGAUUUGCCCUCCAAGGUAGUUUUGUCGGCUUGGUUAAGGUAUGAGAGGAGAGAAGAUGAGCUUGAUGGUGUAUCGCCGAUGGAUUGUAGUAGGUUCGUUCUUGAAUGUCCUAAGGCUGCCCUCGUAUCUGGGUACGAUCCAAAUUCUAUUUAUGACCACUGCAAGUGUUAUCAAGAGCGUAGUGAGUUCACACAAGUCUCUAAGGGGGAUGAGUUUUUGGCAUUGGAAGAAGAUAGUGAUAUCUGUUUUCGUGUUGGCAAUGAGGAUAUUAAUUGUAUUCGAUUUAAGAUUGCUGCGCUUUCAACCCCAUUUAAGGCUAUGCUAUACGGGAGUUUCACGGAGUCGAAAAGUUAUAGAAUUGAUUUUUCGCAAAAUGAUAUCUCUGUGGAGGGAAUGAGAGGUGUGGAUUUGUACAGUAGGACUAGGAGGGUGGACUCGUUGUCUCCCGAGAUUGUUCUGGAGCUAUUGUCUUUUGCAAAUAGGUUCUGUUGUGAGGAUAUGAAGUCUGCUUGUGAUAUUCACUUAGCUUCUUUGGUCAGUUGCAUAGAGGAUGCUUUGGAUCUUAUCGAAUACGGGUUAGAGGAAAGGGCGAAUGCUCUAAUAGCUUCUUGUUUGCAAGUGUUGCUAAGGGAGCUCCCAAGUUCUCUUUACAACCCCAAAGUGAUGAAAAUAUUUUGUAGCUUUGAGGCCAGGGAGAGAUUGGCUUCAGCCAGGCAUGCUUCUUUCCUCUUGUAUUAUUUCCUAAGCCAGGUGGCUAUGGGAGACAGUAUGGUGUCGAAUGCAACAGUGAUGUUGUUAGAAAGGCUGGGAGAAUGUGCCACGGAAAAGUGGCAGAAGGCUCUAGCUUUGCAUCAACUGGGUUGUGUGUUGCUGGAGAGGAAAGAGUACGUAAGUGCUCAAUGUUGCUUCGAAGCAGCUAGUGAGGCGGGUCAUGUUUAUUCAUUAGCUGGUAUGGCAAGAUGCAGGUACAAACAAGGGCAACAGUAUUCAGCCUAUCGGUUGACAAGCUCUCUUAUCUCUGAGUAUAAAGCUGUUGGGUGGAUGUAUCAGGAACGGUCUUUGUAUAACGUUGGGAAGGAUAAGAUUGCCGAUUUGGAAACUGCAACUGAGUUGGAUCCCACCUUGCCAUUCCCAUAUAAAUAUAGAGCAGUCUCAAAGGCCGAGGAGAAGCAAACCAGGGCUGCUAUUUCGGAGAUUGACAGAAUCAUCGGUUUCAAGCUUGUUCCGGACUGCCUGGAAUUGAGAGCCUGGUUCUUAAUGGCGAUUGAGGAUUAUGGAAGUGCUUUGAGAGAUAUUAGAGCAGUGUUAACUUUGGAUCCAAGUUACAAGAUGUUCAAUGAGCAAGUAAGAGGGGAUAUUUUGAUUGAGUUCCUUAACUAUAAGGUUCAGCUAGGAAGUCAAGCUGACUGCUGGAUGCAACUUUAUGAUCGAUGGUCUUCCGUAGAUGAUAUUGGUUCUCUAGCUGUCAUUCACCAGAUGCUGGUUAAUGAUCCCGGAAAUAGCCUCCUUAGGUUUCGGCAAUCUCUGUUACUUUUGAGGCUAAAUUGUCAGAAGGCUGCUAUGCGAUGUUUGCGGUUAGCCCGUAACCAUUCUAGUUCUGAGCACGAAAAGUUAGUUUACGAGGGAUGGAUUUUAUACGACAUUGGCCAUCGUGAAGAAGCUCUUGCUAGAGCUGAGAAGUCCAUUUCGAUUCAGAGGUCAUUCGAAGCCUUUUUCCUGAAAUCAUACACAUUAGCAGACUCCAGUUUGGAUCCCGAGUCUUCUUCUUAUGUAAUUCAGCUUCUGCAGGAAGCCCUUCGAUGCCCUUCAGACGGUCUUCGGAAAGGACAAGCACUCAACAAUUUAGGCACAAUCUAUGUGGAUUGUGGUAAACUGGAUCAAGCUGCAACCUGCUAUAUGAAUGCCCUUGAAAUCAAGCACACAAGAGCUCACCAAGGAUUAGCACGCGUAUACUUUUUAAGAAAUCAGCGGAAAGCUGCAUACAACGAGAUGUCCAAACUAAUAGAGAAGGCACAUAAUAAUGCCUCGGCAUAUGAAAAGCGAUCUGAAUAUUGCGAUCGUGAGACAGCAAAGAAUGAUCUCAACAUGGCAACGAAACUGGAUCCACUUAGAACUUAUCCAUACAGAUUCAGGGCUGCUGUGUUAAUGGAUGACCAAAAGGAAACCGAAGCAGUUGAAGAGCUUUCAAAAGCCAUAGCUUUCAAGCCUGACUUGCAAAUGCUUCAUCUUCGAGCGGCAUUUUACGAGUCGAUGGGUGAUAUGAAGUCAGCUCUCUGUGAUUGUGAAGCAGCACUCUGCUUGGAACCGAACCAUAUGGACACGCUCGAUCUGUAUAAUAGAGCACGAGACAGAGCCAUCAAUCCACAAGAAAUGUGAGAGGCAUCAUCGUCAUUACAUUUCUGAUAAACUUGCCGGAUGUAGCAGUCAGUUACAAGGAAAAAGAAUCAUGGAGUCUUUUCACAUCGAGCUGCUGACUGACCCUCACCGUGGAAAGGAAAGGACCCAGAGAGAGUUGCUUGUAAAUGCGAACAGGCCUUAUGGAAUCAGGUGUACCUUGCCACAUAAGAAAAGAUUUAGCCUUGUAGGUUAAAAGGGAUCACACUGUUGUGACUUUAUUCAUUCCUUACAAAAGGAAAACGUAUGCAAGUUCAGACCCGUUUAGGGGUUGACCAACUCUUCAUGGACAACACUUCGAAUAUUCAGUUUCGUGUUAGAUAGUAAAAUGAACCCUGAUUGUUACAUUUUAUUUGGAAAUAUGGGAAAAGAGCAGCUAUUUGUGGGAAUAUGACAAAUGCCAAGGACAGUAAAAUGGAACUUGUGCUUUUUCUUUUUCCAAAAAAAACGGUUGAAUUCUGAUUUUGGACCA